AUGAAGCUGAAAGGAACUAGAGACGCUAGUCAUGCGGACAGUUGGUAUGAUGGGGAUCCUGAUAGCUUGUCUAGCCAGCUCGACAACUUUCUCAGCGAUGUUCCAGGCUCUAUCGAUGACAAUGGCCUCCCGAUUCCCGGCGCCAAAGUAGUGAUUGCACCGCAUGCAGGCUAUUCGUACUCAGGACCCUGCGCAGCCUGGGCGUAUAAGUGUCUCGACCUCACUAAAGCCAAGCGAGUCUUCGUCCUUGGACCUUCUCAUACGUAUUACCUCCGCGGAUGCGCCCUUACCAAAUUUGCCAAGUACGAGACGCCCUUCGGCGACCUGAUGGUCGAUGAGGAUGUAGUCCAGCAGCUUCGCGACACGGGCAAGUUCCAAGAUAUCCCCAGCAGAGGUGAUGUGGACGAGCAUUCGCUAGAGAUGCAUCUCCCGUUUCUCUACAAGCGGCUCACACAGACGUUCGCGUCCGAGGCCGAGUACCCUACUAUCGUACCCAUCCUCAUUGGGGAUAAUAACGGGGCGGAGGAGAAAGAGUUCGGCAAGCUGUUGGCGCCGUACCUACAAGACCUAGACAACGCGUUCAUCGUGAGCUCUGACUUCUGCCACUGGGGGUCGCGAUUCAGUUACACGGCUUACGCGCCGGAGGGCAAGGUCGACCAACUACAGUCUCUAAGCCGAAAGACGCCUAAGCCGACAAACCCACCUAUACAUGAAAGCAUCAAGCAGGUCGACCAGCUAGCCAUAGAUGCCGUUGCGUCAGGCGACCACGACAAAUUCGUUGACAACCUCAGACACACCAAGAAUACCGUCUGCGGACGUCACCCUAUCGGUGUUGUGAUGGCGGCCCUGGAGGAGCUAGCAAAAGACAAGCCCGAUCCUAACAAGUAUCGGUUCAAGUUUGUACAGUACCAGCGCAGUAGUUUGGUCGAAGAUGUCACAGACUCGAGCGUAAGCUACGCAUCCGCGUACGCGAUUGUCUAA
This is a messenger RNA of Daldinia childiae, 981 nucleotides long. RefSeq names its product Protein MEMO1. The record is from RefSeq and is a predicted model, not a curated record. Bases 1 to 981 code for a protein of 326 amino acids. Lineage: Eukaryota; Fungi; Ascomycota; Sordariomycetes; Xylariales; Hypoxylaceae. The transcript is spliced from 2 exons.